AUGGCACCGUCGACUCCUCAACCAGUGAGAACAUCUGGUGCACCGUUGCCCGCCGGAAAGAAGCGCUUGAAGCAAGCUACAUUAAUGUCGUUCUUUAAAAAGACCGCUGCCACUGCACUCCAGGCUUCACCGGAUAUCCAAAAGGGCAAUGGUAAGUAUCCUGUGAGCCCGCAAAGCUCUACUCCUAGCAAGGUAAAGGAAUCCAAAUUAUUUGUGAGUAUGGAUGAUGAUGCAAAUGAUGCAAAUGAUACUACGUAUUUGACGGCUAAUGACGGUGAUUCUAGGGUUGACCUUGGCACCUCAAAGGAAGCUACAACUCUGACUGAAGAUAGCCCAAGUUCUGAUUCUGUGAGGUUGACAACUAGUGUUUUAGGAAAUAAGAGGGGGUUUGAUAAUGAAUUUGUGCAUUCUGCAUCAGGGUCUAUGAGGCAUAAAAAACCGGUUUCUUACGUGGAUGAGAGCGAUGAAGAGGAUGAUGUUUCCCCUGGGAAAUCUGGAAGUGCCAUGAAACGCGCCCGUACCCGUACUCGUGUAGCUCUAAGUGGUGAUAGUGAGGAGGAUGAAUAUGUUCCAGCUAAGGAUGAAUCCCAUGCGGAUGAGCAUAGUGAUUACCUUGAAGACAAUGAAGAUGAUGCUGACAUUUUUGAAUUUGUAUCCAAACCACGUACUCCGGCGAAAUCAGUUCAGUCCAGAGCUGGGGUUCUGAAGAUAAACAGAGAACAGAAGAAUAGGUCGCUAAAGUCUACAAGCAAAAUGGAGAUCACGGCGUCAUCUGACAAGCAUACCAAUUUUAAUAAAAAUAACGAGCAGCGUUACCAAUGGUUAGUCAAUGAGCGAGAUGCCGCUGGUCACCAACCUUCUGAUUCAGAUUAUGAUCCAAGAUCAUUGUAUGUCCCUCCUGAAGCAUGGGCGAAGUUCACCCCUUUUGAAAAGCAGUACUGGCAAAUUAAGUCUAAAAUGUGGGAUUGCAUUGUUUUCUUUAAGAAAGGCAAGUUUUUUGAACUUUAUGAAAAGGAUGCACAUUUGGCAAACCAAUUGUUUGAUUUAAAGAUCGCUGGAGGCGGUAGGGCUAACAUGCAGUUAGCCGGUAUUCCAGAGAUGUCCUUUGAGUAUUGGGCUUCCCAAUUUAUCCAAAAUGGAUACAAAGUAGCCAAAGUAGACCAAAAAGAGUCCAUGCUAGCAAAAGAAAUGAGGGAAGGUAACAAAGGUAUUGUUGAAAGAGAAUUGCAGUGCGUUCUAACUUCUGGAACAUUAACUGAGAGUGGCAUGCUUCAAACAGACUUAGCCACAUACUGUAUGGCUAUUAGAGAGGAGCCAAUUGAUUACUACAAUCUUGAUUGUCACAAUCAUUCCUCUACAGAAAAAAAUUCAACUGGAAAAUAUUUUGGUGUCUCCAUCAUUGAUACCGCUACUGGGCAUAUAAAGAUGUUGGAGUUUGAAGAUGAUAAUGAAUGUAGUCAGUUGGACACAUUAGUGGCCCAGGUGAAACCAAAAGAGGUGAUUAUUGAAAGAAAAAACCUGUCUACUCUAGCGCACAAGAUAGUGAAAUUCAAUGUGCAGCCUGAUGCAAUAUUUAAUUAUCGUACUCCAGAAGAAUUUUAUGACUUCAAUCGAACCUAUGAUGAAAUUGUGACUCACGGAUACUUCCCGAACAUGGAAAGUUGGCCCCAGGUGCUUCAGGAGUAUUACAAUAAGGGCAAAAAGGUGGGGUUUCAUGCUUUUGGUGGCUUGCUUUCUUAUUUACAAUGGUUAAAGUUGGAUUUGUCGCUGGUAACUAUGGGUCAAAUAGAGCAGUAUGAUCAUACUAAGUCACAAGGAUUUCUAUGUCUUGAUGGAAUAACCCUACAGAACUUGGAGAUAUUUGCAAAUUCCUUUGAUGGAAGUGAUAAAGGGACAUUGUUUAAACUGUUAAACCAUGCCAUAACACCUAUGGGCAAAAGAGCGAUCAGAAACUGGGUAAUGCAUCCACUGUUAAAUAAACAGCAUAUUGAUGAAAGAUUAGAUUCUGUAGACCAAUUAUUGAGUGAUAUGGAUAUUAGAGGCAUUAUAGAAAGUGCCUUUAUAGGGCUUCCAGAUUUAGAAAGACUGUUAUCACGUAUCCAUUCAAAUACACUCAAAAUUUCAGAAUUUGAUAAAGUGAUAACUGGGUUUGAAACAGUGUCAAAACUUGUUCAAGACCUGAAUAAGUACGAGUUAAAGGGAUCUUUAUUGAAGUUUCUCAAAGAAAUCCCUAUUACUCUGGAAGGAGAUAUAAAUACCUGGAAUAAGGUAUAUGAUCGUAAUAAAGCCGUUCACGAAGGGGCUCUAAUCCCAAAUAAAGGAGUGGAGCAGGAGUUUGAUAAAUCCAUUGACAGAAUUAACGAACUUGAAAACGAAUUUUCCUCCAUGCUCAGAGAGUAUAAAAAGGAAUUGAAAUGCUCGAGCAUUCAAUACAAGGAUUCAGGUAAGGAAAUUUAUACAAUUGAAAUUCCAAUAUCUGUAUGUAAAAAUGUACCCUCUAAUUGGACUCAGAUGGGUUCUAACAAAUCCACUAAAAGAUAUUAUUCGCCAACAGUUCAAAAGAUGGCUAGGGCUAUGGCAGAGGCUCGUGAACAUCAUAAAAUAUUGGAAGAGGGACUCAAAGGUAAACUUUAUCAAAAGUUUGAUAUGAAAUAUUCUACUGUUUGGCUUCCAACUAUCAGAUCAAUAUCUAACAUCGACUGCAUCUUGUCUCUCUCGCGUGCGUCCGAAGGGUUAGGAUUUCCAGCUUGUAGACCUGUGUUUCAUGAUAGUACAGACACGAAAACUGGUCAUAAAUCAAAUGGGUUUCUCUCAUUCAAGCAAUUGAGACAUCCGUGUUUUAAUAUGGGUGCUACGGCUGCAACGGAUUUCAUCCCUAAUGAUGUUACCUUAGGACGCGAUACAGCCCAAUUAGCCUUGCUGACAGGCGCAAAUGCUGCUGGGAAAUCAACUGUCUUGAGGAUGACAUGUGUUGCCGUUAUUAUGGCCCAACUGGGGUGUUACGUACCUUGCGAAGUUGCUGAACUAACACCUGUAGAUCGAAUUAUGACUAGAAUAGGCGCUAACGAUAACAUUAUGCAAGGGAAAUCAACAUUUUUCGUAGAACUGAGUGAAACCAAAAAAAUCUUAGAUAUGGCAACUAAUAGGUCUUUGUUGGUUUUGGAUGAACUAGGCAGAGGUGGUUCUUCUAAUGAUGGAUUUGCGAUUGCGGAGGGUGUGUUCCAUCACAUUGCGACCCACGUCCAAAGCUUAGGAUUUUUCGCCACACAUUAUGGAACACUGGGCCAAAGCUUCAGCCAUCAUCCUAUGAUAAAACCAUUAAAAAUGUCUAUAUUGGUUGAUGAAGCUUCUAGGAAUGUCACAUUCUUGUACAAGUUGAUUGAAGGCCAGAGUGAAGGCUCCUUCGGAAUGCAUGUUGCAUCUAUGUGCGGUAUACCAAGGCAAAUCGUUGACCGUGCGGAGAAGACCGCCGACACUUUGGAACAUACACUUAGAAUAAUGAGAGAACAUAAGAAAUAUGUCAAAGGCAGUAAUGUUAUGCCAUUAGGUUUGCAAAGUGACUUCGUUAGACUUAAUUUUGGUGAUGGAUUAAAUAAUUCAGUCAAAGGCUCUGGUGAAGGUGUAAAUAUUUACGACACCAAUAUCAAGGCACAUGUCUUGUCAAGCAUCAUAUCCAUGAUUGAUGGGUUGAGCAAAGACUGA
Molecule: messenger RNA, 3702 nt
Organism: Eremothecium cymbalariae DBVPG#7215
Lineage: Eukaryota; Fungi; Ascomycota; Saccharomycetes; Saccharomycetales; Saccharomycetaceae
Gene: MSH6
Product: mismatch repair ATPase MSH6
Exons: 1
Coding region: 1-3702 (1233 amino acids)
Biological process (GO): mismatch repair
Cellular component (GO): MutSalpha complex; nucleus
Molecular function (GO): mismatched DNA binding; ATP-dependent DNA damage sensor activity; ATP binding
Source: RefSeq, a predicted model, not a curated record